This is a messenger RNA of Magnolia sinica, 3460 nucleotides long. Its product is annotated as putative disease resistance protein RGA3. NCBI's taxonomy places the organism in Eukaryota, Viridiplantae, Streptophyta, Magnoliopsida, Magnoliales, Magnoliaceae. The coding region runs from base 499 to 3312 and encodes 937 amino acids. Gene Ontology annotation, molecular function: ADP binding; protein binding. The record is from RefSeq and is a predicted model, not a curated record. Gene Ontology annotation, biological process: defense response to other organism. The transcript is spliced from 2 exons.
UGUAAGGACCAUUUCCAGUUUUCUUUUACCAUCCGUUGCCUUCCAAAACCAAAGCUUCGGAAAAUCUCUCUCUCUCUCUCUCUCUCUCUCUCUCUCUCUCUCUGUUCCACAUCUUCACACUCCUUCACAUUUCCAAUUUCUAAACCAAUUUGAAUUCAAAUUCCUCCCUUCUCUCUCUGUUCCAUAUCUUCAAACUCCUUCCCAUUUCCUAUUUCUAAACCAAUUUUAUUUCAAAUUCCUCCCUUCUCUCUCUGUUCCAUAUCUUCAAACUCCUUCCCAUUUCCUAUUUCUAAACCAAUUUUAGUUCAAAUUCCUCCCUUCUCUCUCUGUUCCAUAUCUUCAAACUCCUUCCCAUUUCCUAUUUCUAAACCAAUUUUAGUUCAAAUUCCUCCCUUCUCUCUCUGUUCCAUAUCUUCAAACUCCUUCCCAUUUCCUAUAUUUACACCUCUUUGAACUCAAAUUCCUCCAUUCUUUCCAUCACUACCAAAAACAGAAAACAUGGUUGAUUCACUGGUCUCGCUUGCCAAAGAAAAAUUGGCCAAAGUUCUUGAAGAUGAGGCGGUUUCGUUGAUGUGUGUCACCAACGAGAUCAAAAAGCUUUCCAAUACGUUCACCUCGAUCCAAGCUGUGCUUAAAGAUGCUGAAACUCGGCGAGUGAAGGACGAAGCUGUGAAGAAGUGGUUGGAGAAUCUCAAAGACGUGGCCUACGAUGUGGAUGACAUACUAGAUGAGUGGACGACAGAUGCUCUCAGACCACAAGCUCCAGAUGAAGGUGAUGGCUCCUGUUUCAGCUUCCUUGUUACUUGCUACCUCUCCUGUGUUACUUUCUUCAAUCAUGUCGUGUUACGCCACAAAAUUGGGAGUGGGAUAAGGGAGGUGAGGGGAAGAUUAGAUGAUAUCGCCAAAGAGAUGAGCCAAUUUCAUUUUAUUAUGAUAAAUAAUGGUGUGAGGGUGGAUAGUGAAGUGAGGCAGGCCGAGAUCAGAGAGCGAGAGACAGGAUCCCAACUCGACCAACCGUCAGUUGUCGGCAGAGAAGAUGACAAAAAUAAAGUCCUGCACUUGUUGCUGAGCGAGAGUAGUAGAGAGGUGAAUGAGGUGCCCUUCGUCGUCAUUUCUAUCGUUGGAAUGGGGGGGUUGGGGAAGACCACCCUUGCUCAGCUCGCCUACAACGAUGAGAUUGUCAAGGGGCAUUUCGAGAAGAAAAUGUGGGUAUGUGUUUCUGAAGAUUUCAAUGUGAAACAGAUUACAGAAUCAAUUAUAAAAUCUGCAGACACUGAGUUUAAGGGCAAAAACUUAAACUUGGAUCGAUUGCAACUUUGCCUCCGGGAAAUGUUGCAUGGAAAAAGAUUCUUGAUUGUGCUUGAUGACAUUUGGUGUGAAGAAAGUGAGAAGUGGGACAGACUGAAACCUCCCUUCCAAGAUGGUGCAUCCGGGAGUCGAAUCGUCGUAACUACUCGUAAUGAAAAGGUUGCAUCAGCGAUGGGAGGGGUUCGCAUACACAAGCUGACUGUCCUAUCCGAUGACGAUUGCUGGUUAGUGUUCUGGCGCAGAGCGCUUGAGCAUCGGAGUGCAGAAGAGCGUUCAGAGUUGGAAGCGAUUGGAAAGGAAAUCGUAAAGAAGUGUGGAGGGCUGCCUCUCGCAGCAAAGACAAUAGGGAGUGCCAUGCGCUCAAGAAGGACAAGAAGGGAGUGGGAGCUUGUCUUGGAAAGCGACAUAUGGAAUUCACAUGAUAUCUUACAAGGCAUUUUACCAGCUUUGUUACUCAGCUACCAUGACUUGCCUCCUGCUUUGAAGCAAUGCUUCACAUAUUUCUCUAUCUUCCCAAAAGAUUCAUCGAUAGAGAAGGAUGUGAUAAUCAAGUUAUGGGUGGCACAAGGUUUCAUUCGCUCCGACACAAAAAUUGGCGGUCUAUAUUUUGAUGAUUUACUAAGACGCUCGUUGCUUCAAGAUGCAGAACUGGACGAUUACAGGUACAUAGUCAAGUGCAAGAUGCAUGAUUUAGUUCAUGACCUUGCGCAAUCUGUUGCAGGUAGUGACUGUUCACUGUUAGAUAUCAGAAAGCAAGCCUCGCUGAACCUAAGCAAUCUCCGCCAUUCUCUUUUAAUUGACAGUGAUAAAGAUGGUGAUGAAGUGGCUUCCAUUGGGGCAACCUUGUAUAAGGCUAACAAGUUGCGGACGUUGCUAUGUGUCUCAACAAUCUUCGGGGCUAGGGUGCCAAACAAUUUAUUUCAUCAUUUCAGACGCCUAAGGGCAUUGGACUUGAAAUGCACUGGCAUUAAGAAAUUGCCCCAAACAGUAGGAAAAUUGAAGCAGUUGAGAUAUCUUAAUUUAUCUCACACAGGUAUAGAGAAGUUGCCGGAGGGGUUGAGUAAUUGUGGAAAUUUACAGACCUUGAUACUCAAUGGGUGUGUGCAGCUAAAAAAACUGCCUAUAGGGCUGACAAAAAUGAUUAACCUGCGACAUCUAGAUUUAGAAUACACUGACGAGCUGAAGUACAUACCGCAGGGCAUAGGGAGCCUAAGUAGCCUUCGGACGUUAACAAAGUUGAUUGUGGAGGGUGGCAUUGAAGGAUGUAAAUGGGGAGAAGUGAAACAACUGAUGAAUCAUCUUCAUCUUCAUCUUCAAGGAAGACUCCAAAUCACUGGGUUGGAAAAAUUGAGCAGGGACGAAGCAAGGGAGGCAGAAGUGUAUAAGAAGCAGAAGCUUUAUGCUCUAUCCUAUGAAUACAGAGGUGAUGAAGCGUUGGAUGAUGAUGAGGUGAAAAGAAUGGAGGACGUGCUUGAAAUCCUGCAGCCCCACACAAACUUGAAAGAGUUGACAAUAAAGGGAUACAGAGGUUGGAAGCUUCCCAUGUGGAUAGAGGAUUCAGUGUUCUCCAAUCUAGUGAAGGUGGAACUCUGGUUCUGUGACAAAUGUAAACAAUUGCCAAGUCUUGGGAAACUACCUUCCCUUAAAUACCUUCGUAUUUUGGGAAUGGAAGAGGUGAGAAAGGUGGGUGGUGAGUUUAGUGGGGAUGAUAAUAAUGAUGGAAGUGGUGGUGUCGUGUCAUUCCCAAAGCUCGAGACCCUCAUCUUCGGAAACAUGUCAAACUGGGAGGAGUGGGAAUUGAUUGGAGAUGGAGAUGUUAUGCCAUCACUCCUGAAAUUACGAAUAGAUAGAUGUCCAAAGCUGAAGGAGUUGCCCAGCAAUCUUCAACACCCUAUCAUGCUUCAACAAUUAAUGAUAUGGAUCUGUCCACUCUUAGAAGAGCGCUACGGAGAAGGAGGAGAAGAUCGGGACAAGAUUGCCCACAUCCCCGAUAUCAUUGUAUGAAAGGCAUUACGGUGAUCUGGGUCCAAGAAGAUGAAAUCGACGAACAGCUUUUCACUUGCUUGUUUCAAGGAAUUUUGUUGAUGUUCUGUGUAACUACUCUACUUUUUUCUUUUCUUUUUUUCCUUUUUCUUUAAUGUUUUCUUUCUUU